UCUGAGGCAGCGAUCGAAGUCUGAAAGCUCGAGUUUCAUAUUUCUCCCAAUCACUAUUCAAAAAGUUUCUGUCUUGCGAUUUCUUGCAGAGAAAUAUUCACGUUGGAUCUCUAUCUCACCCACACAACCCGCAUCCCCUUUACUCUCUUGCCAAAAGGCGAUCCUUCCUCCAACAUGUCGGGCAUUCAACCUGUGGCGGUCUACGCCUUGAGGGUCCCUCCGGGGGACAUCAUGGUCCCUGCUGUUCCCGAGUUCGCUGCUAUGUUCCGCUUGACCAUGGCCGCUAUUGACCCAAGCGCCGAACCUGAGGUCGAAGACGCCGACGACAAGCGUGCUCCCCGCGCCACUCUCAAGCUCGUUCGAGUCCCAGAUUCCAUGUUCGACGACGAAGAUGAUGAAGACUCUGAUGAAGAAGAUUACCUCGAUGGACUCGUUGACGGCGAUGAGGAUGACGAGGAUGACGAUGAAGAGGAGGUUAACGGUGGUCCAAGCGAGAAGAAGUCCGAGGACGAUGACGAAGAUAUGGAAGACGAUGAAGAUGACGAGGAUGACGAGGAAGACGAGGAGGCCAUCCGUCAACUGCGCAAGAUCAUGAAGGCUGUCAAAGGCAAGGGCAAGGCCAUUGACGGAGAAGAAGAUGACGAAGAGGAAGAUUCCGAUGAUGAAGCAGUCGAGAUGGACGAGGUCGUCAUCUGCACCCUGGAUCCUGAAAAGAACUUCCAGCAAACCCUCGACUUCGUCGUUGGCGAAGGUGAAAAAGUCUUCUUCAAGGUCUCCGGCACCCACACCGUCCACCUUACCGGCAACUACGUGAUCCCACAGGACGAUGGCCAAGCUUCGCUGUACGAUGAUGAAGACGACGAAGACGACGAGGAACUCCAGGAGUACGACCUCUCCCCAGACGAGGAUGAGCUCGAUCUUCUUGAAGCCGGCGAUGAGGAAUCCGAUGAUCUCGACGACCUCGAGGAUCCCCGCGUCACCGAAGUGGCCACCGACGAAGAGGAAAUCCCCAAGCUCGUCAAGCAAUCCGGCAAGGGCAAGAACAAGCGUCCCGCUGAAGAUAGCGCCGACGACGAGGAAGCCAACCUCGACGACAUCAUGGCCAAGUCCUUGAAGAAAGACGAAGCAGCCCCAGCCACCAACGGCGACGACAAGAAACUCAGCAAAACCGAGAAGAAGCGUCUGAAGAAGCUCAAGAAAAACGACGGCGAGGCUGCCCCCGUCGAGGCCCCUGCCGCAGAAGCCAAGAAGGACACCAACGGCUCAGAGAAGAAGAGUGUCCAGUUCGCAAAGAACCUCGAACAAGGCCCAACUCCAUCAGGCACGCCCGCCGCCAAAUCAGACAAGGCCGCUGAGAAGACCGCUGCCGCCCCUGCUGCCACUAAGAGUGUCAAGGAAGUCCAAGGCGUGACCAUCGACGACCGCAAGAUUGGAACAGGCCCUGCCGCCAAGAAGAGCAACCGCCUCGAGAUGCGCUACAUCGGCAAGCUCGACAACGGCAAGGUGUUCGACAGCAACAAGGCUGGCAAGCCCUUCUCCUUCAAGCUGGGUGCUGGCGAGGUCAUCAAGGGCUGGGACAUUGGUCUCCAAGGCAUCCAAGUCGGUGGCGAGAGACGAUUGAUCAUCCCCGCGAACUUGGCCUAUGGUAACAAGGCUUUGCCUGGAAUCCCCAAGAACAGCAGACUCACUUUCGACAUCAAGUGCUUGAGCGUGAAAUAAGCUGAUGCUGACGCAAGUGUAUUUGAUGGUCAUGUGAGCACGCAAGGGAGGGGUCGCUGUCGUUGUCAGCAACGAUGUCGUUUGACUCUGACUGUGUUUGUUGACGAGUCUGCCACACGGUGAAAAGUUCUAUUACGGGUUUGUCUUGAGUCGGAAUGGCUUCUGUUGGUGUAUCAUCUGCGUUCAGCGGCGUGCAUGGUUCGAAAACAACUUGGGAGGAAUAGCUGUCAACUGCUGAUUCCCGUUGUAUUCAGGUUACUCAGGUAAUAUUAGCUUUCACAUAGAAGUGCUCCUACUCGUCGGAAAGGUCAUCAUCCGAUCGGGCACAAUCAAAAAGUCUUGUACAAUUCCAUUAUCAUUU
Messenger RNA from Exophiala viscosa, 2080 nucleotides. RefSeq names its product peptidylprolyl isomerase. The record is from RefSeq and is a predicted model, not a curated record. The transcript is spliced from 3 exons. Gene Ontology annotation, cellular component: chromatin; nucleolus. Bases 175 to 1719 code for a protein of 514 amino acids. Lineage: Eukaryota; Fungi; Ascomycota; Eurotiomycetes; Chaetothyriales; Herpotrichiellaceae. Gene Ontology annotation, molecular function: peptidyl-prolyl cis-trans isomerase activity.